Molecule: messenger RNA, 555 nt
Organism: Cladophialophora yegresii CBS 114405
Lineage: Eukaryota; Fungi; Ascomycota; Eurotiomycetes; Chaetothyriales; Herpotrichiellaceae
Exons: 2
Coding region: 1-555 (184 amino acids)
Source: RefSeq, a predicted model, not a curated record
AUGGGCUGUGUCAAGGGCAGCAGAGUCGAGCCCUUUGCCGACGCGAUACAAUACGUCGAGUUGUUCUACGAGGAGGCCCCCACGGACUUGCUCGAACAGGCGAACAAGACAGCAUUGAAGGACCUGUGGGACAAUGCACAGAUUCUGCAGCUCCGCAACGACGUGAACAAUGGUCACGUUCAAGUCAACAUCUUCAACGCGAUUGCGCAACUAUGGUAUCAACCUUCUCAUUUGCGCGACAUUAGCUCGCUCUGGCGGACGGUCGCCGAACAAGCAUUCGGAUUGAAUGGGCAGGAGAAGUUCUCACUGUGUGUUCCGGGAAGUACGGGCCACCCGAGCAGCUUGAGCGGCAACCAGACUCUCUUUGACGUUGGCCAGAUCGCCAAUGUCACCGGGUACAACCCCGAAGGCGACGGAAGUGGCAGUGGUGAUGGCGCGGAUGGCUCUGCUGGUCAAGAGAAUGGUUCUGCGGCUGCUUCAUCCGUCGGUCUGUCAGGCAUGGUCCUGGCGUCCUUUCUGGGUCUGGCGACGCUGGUCGGCGAUGUCUUUUUCUAG